Messenger RNA from Chelonoidis abingdonii (Abingdon island giant tortoise), 8623 nucleotides. The record is from RefSeq and is a predicted model, not a curated record. NCBI's taxonomy places the organism in Eukaryota, Metazoa, Chordata, Testudines, Testudinidae.
CAGUACAGGGUCAAAGAGAAGGAGCUGUGGAAUGCCUACCACAAGGCAUGGGAGGCAAACCGCCGCUCCAGUGCUGCACGCACAAGCUGCAGGUUCUACAAAGAGCUGGAUAGGAUACUCAGUGGCCACCACACCUCCACUGCAAAGUCCCCUGUGGAUACUUUGUUGGCUCAUGUGCCAGUCGAGAGUGGACCGAGGCAGGAGGAGGCAAUCUUGGAUGAAGGGGGGAGGGGGAACCAGUAGCAGAAGAUGACUCGGAGGCCAGAGAUUCAUGCAGUCAGGAGCUCUUUUCUACUCCGGAGGAGCCUGGCCAGUCACAGCAGUCUGCGCUUCAUCAAGAUUGAACAAGAAAGGAGGCCCCUGGGUCAUGAUGAAGAAGCUGUUGUGGAUAUGGGCAAAACUAGCUCUACUGUGAACACAAACUUUGAGAGAGAAGAACUAGAGAGCCACAGAGCUGUGUACAUUGGUGUACAUGUGCCAUUUGGAAAGGAGGGCCGUCGACGUCAUAGGCAUCGUGGACAUAGGCAUCACAGAAGAAGAAAAGAGAAAGAAACUGAUAGAGAAGAUGGGAGAGAAUCUCCAUCAUACGACACCCCAUCCCAGCGAGUGCAGUUUAUCCUGGGUACUGAGGAUGAUGAUGAAGAACACAUUCCCCAUGAUCUCUUCACUGAAAUGGAUGAACUGUACUUCAAGGAUGGGGAAGAAUAUGAAUGGAAAGAAACUGCCAGGUGGCUAAAAUUUGAAGAAGAUGUUGAAGAUGGCGGUGAUCGAUGGAGCAAACCUUAUGUGGCAACUCUGUCUCUGCACAGUCUCUUUGAAUUGAGAAGUUGUAUUCUAAAUGGAACAGUCAUGUUGGACAUGAGAGCAAACACACUAGAUGAGAUAGCAGAUAUGGUAUUGGACAACAUGAUUGCUUCUGGUCAGCUGGAUGAGUCCAUAAGAGAGCAUGUCAGAGGAGCUCUCCUCAAGAGACACCAUCAUCAGAACGAGAAGAAAUUCAGCAGUCGGAUCCCCCUUGUUCGGUCUUUUGCAGAUAUAGGCAAGAAACAUUCUGACCCUCACUUGCUUGAACGAAAUGGGGAAGGCCUUUCAGCCUCCCGCCACUCUUUGCGAACAGGUCUCUCUGCUUCAAAUAUUUCCCUGAAAGGAGAAAAACGUUUGUCCCUUCUUCUCCAUUACCUUCUUCCUCCUUCAAGAGCUGGAACCCCGGCAGAUUCAAGAUGUACAACCCCACUACCUACCCCUCAAAACACACCACCCUCCAGUCCUAGCAGCGGCCGCCUGGCAACCACAAGUUCCCAGCCGAGUCAGCUUCAGGGCAAGGAACUGCUGGUGUCACCUGCCAGUGAUGAUAUUCCCACAGUAAUAAUCCAUCCACCUGAGGAGGACUUAGAAGUUCAGGAAAAGAAGAGAGAGGAUAAUAUUGACAUACCAGGGCUUCUGGCAUCUCCGCAGUCAGCACCUGGAAAUUUGGAUGCUGGAAAAAGUGGAGAUGUUAAAGGUAAUGGAACAGGAGGAAGCAGAGAAAACAGCACUGUUGAUUUCAGUAAGGUUGAUAUGAACUUCAUGAGGAAAAUUCCCACAGGAGCGGAAGCAUCAAAUGUGUUGGUGGGAGAAGUAGAUUUUUUGGAAAGACCAAUCAUUGCUUUUGUGAGACUGUCCCCUGCUGUGCUUCUUUCAGGUCUCACAGAAGUUCCUGUUCCUACACGGUUCUUGUUUCUGUUACUGGGUCCAGCUGGCAAGGCACCACAGUAUCAUGAAAUCGGAAGAUCAAUAGCAACGCUUAUGACUGAUGAUGUUUUCCAUGAUGUUGCUUAUAAAGCUAAAGACCGUAAUGAUCUGUUAUCAGGAAUAGAUGAAUUUUUAGACCAAGUGACUGUCCUGCCUCCGGGAGAGUGGGAUCCGUCUAUACGCAUUGAACCACCAAAAAGUGUUCCUUCCCAGGAGAAAAGAAAGAUACCUAAAUUUCCAAAUGGAUCUACUUCUACAGGAGAGAUUCUCAAACAGGAGAGCCAUCAUGCUGGACCUGAGCUACGGAGGACUGGAAGGCUUUUUGGUGGUUUGAUACUUGACAUCAAAAGGAAAGCACCUUUUUUCUUGAGUGACUUCAAGGAUGCAUUAAGCCUGCAGUGCCUGGCCUCGAUUCUUUUCCUAUACUGUGCCUGUAUGUCUCCUGUAAUCACUUUUGGAGGGCUCCUGGGAGAAGCUACAGAAGGCAGAAUAAGUGCAAUAGAGUCUCUUUUUGGAGCCUCAUUAACUGGGAUUGCCUAUUCACUGUUUGCUGGGCAACCUCUUACAAUACUGGGGAGCACCGGACCAGUUCUAGUAUUUGAAAAAAUAUUAUUUAAAUUCUGCAAGGAUUAUGGGCUUUCUUAUCUUUCCCUGCGAACCAGCAUUGGUCUGUGGACUUCAUUUUUAUGCAUAGUAUUAGUAGCAACUGAUGCAAGCAGCCUUGUGUGUUACAUCACUCGAUUUACAGAGGAGGCUUUUGCAGCACUCAUUUGCAUCAUAUUUAUCUAUGAAGCAUUGGAAAAGCUUUUUCAUUUGGGAGAACUGUAUGCCUUCAAUAUGCACAAUGACCUAGAUAAACUGACUUUAUAUUCAUGUGUUUGUUCUGAGCCUCAGAACCCUAGCAAUGAAACUUUACAAAUGUGGCUGAAGACCAAUACAUCCGUGGAUACUAUAACAUGGACUAACCUCACAGUUUCUGAAUGCAAAAAGCUUCAUGGUGUGUUUCUUGGAUCAGCUUGUGGUCAUCAUGGCCCGUAUAUUCCAGAUGUUCUGUUUUGGUCCGUGAUAUUAUUCUUUACAACAUUUUUCCUCUCCUCUUUUCUCAAGCAGUUUAAGACCAAACGUUAUUUCCCUACUAAGGUGCGCUCUACAAUCAGUGACUUUGCUGUAUUUCUGACCAUAGUGAUCAUGGUUUUGAUUGACUGGCUUGUUGGAGUUCCUUCUGCUAAACUACAUGUUCCUGAGAAAUUUGAACCCACUCAGAAAGACAGGGGAUGGCUCAUAGAUCCUCUUGGAGGUAAUCCUUGGUGGACACUACUGGUAGCUGCUUUUCCUGCAUUACUCUGUACCAUUCUCAUUUUCAUGGACCAGCAAAUCACAGCAGUAAUCAUAAACAGAAAGGAGCAUAAGUUGAAGAAAGGCUGUGGCUAUCAUCUUGAUCUGCUCAUGGUUGGUGUUAUGCUGGGGAUAUGUUCCAUAAUGGGCUUGCCUUGGUUUGUGGCUGCAACUGUCCUGUCUAUAAGUCACGUCAAUAGCCUAAAAGUAGAAUCUGAAUGCUCUGCCCCAGGAGAGCAACCUAAGUUCUUGGGAAUCCGGGAGCAGCGAGUGACAGGAUUAAUGAUAUUUGUUCUAAUGGGCCUUUCUGUGUUCAUGACCUCUGUUUUGAAGUUUAUUCCUAUGCCAGUUUUGUAUGGUGUCUUUCUUUAUAUGGGAGCAUCUUCACUAAGGGGCAUCCAGUUUUUUGACCGUAUAAAAUUGUUUGGAAUGCCUGCAAAACAUCAACCUGAUUUGAUCUACCUGCGUUAUGUGCCACUCUGGAAGGUCCAUGUCUUCACAGUUGUUCAGCUCACCUGUCUAGUUCUUUUGUGGGUGAUUAAAGCCUCUGCUGCUGCUGUUGUUUUCCCUAUGAUGGUUCUAGCAUUGGUGUUCAUUCGUAAGCUCAUGGACUUAUGUUUCACCAAACGAGAGCUUAGUUGGCUGGAUGACCUUAUGCCAGAAAGUAAGAAGAAGAAAGAAGAUGAUAAAAAGAAAAAGGCAAAAGAGGAGGCAGAGCGAAUGCUUCAAACAGUGGACAGUGAAACUGUACAUCUUCCAUAUGAAAGAGGAAAUGUCUUACAGAUUCCUGUAAAAGCCCUAAAAUACAGCAUUGAUCCCUCAGUUGUAAACAUAUCAGAUGAAAUGGCCAAAACUGCACAAUGGAAGGCUCUUGCCAUGAGUACUGAGAAUGCCAAAGUAACCAGAGCUAACCUGAGCACUGAGAAACCAGAAAGUGUGAAAAUAAGCAUGGAAGAUUCACCUAUAAUGAAGUAUGUGGAUGCUGAAACAUCAUUAUAGAAUGAAAUCAAGGGGAAUCAUGUAUGUGUGUGUUUGUAUGUGUAUAUAUCACUGUAGGAUAUCAUACCAUUGAAUGGUGAUUUCCAUGUUUCUUUAAGAAGUAUCACGUUUGACUCUGCAGUUAUUAGCACUGUAGAUACUAUAUGUGUAUAAUGAAAAGUUCAUAAAGUAAGAUGGGUGGUGAUCACUCCUCAAAUAUUUAUUUUAUUGGAAAUUUUAUUUUCAUUUUUUUAAAUAGGAAGACUGAAAUGAAUGCUUAUUCUUUUUGGUAAUCAAUAUGGGCAUAAAUGUAAAAUCAGCUUUUGCUGAUAAUUAUUGGUCCACAUUACUUAGUAUGUUCUAAUAUGUCUCUGUUGUAACUUCUGCUACAGAAUUUUGUUUUCAGUGCAGGUAAUUACAUUUGAGAUUUUUUUGCAGGGAAAGCACAGAUUAUAUCAGUUUCCAUAGAACAAAUGUUAAUGUGCCAUUACAUAAACUGCAUAUUUGACUUGUCUCCACUAUAUGAUGAUGAUCUUUCUGGAUUCUGUGAUUCAUAUUUCAUGGCAUUGGCCUUUCAAUCAUAAACUGAUACGUGAUGUAGUCCCUAAAAUAUAUAUAAUGCUGUUCCAUCCCCUUUUCCAAAAACAUGUUCUUCAAAUCAUAUUAUAUUACUCAGUAGCAAUACGGGUCCUCUUUAAAUGUAGUUUUAAUCUCAAAUCAGUAUUUGAUAUUUCUGGAAGCUCAAUGUUUAAUGUAAAAUGGAUCUCUAACAGAAAUAAUUUAGUAUGUAUUUAGUUUAGUUGAUAAGUAUUUAUUAGAGCACAUUACAUUAUAGUUUUGAACUCUUGGAGAUAUGUUCUCUUCUCCCUGUGCAUGCAUAACUUCUGUUGACAUUAAUGGAAGAUCCACGUUCUCAGAGAGGAAACUGGAGCCUUUCCAACUUCUCUUGUCCUCAUCAGAAUGUCUUUUUCUUGAAUUAGGCUUUAUUCUUUUUUUAAUUGAUAGUGUUUGAUUAAUUUAUCAUCAGUUGGUUAUAAUUCUGAGAGAGCUUUAUGACCAGUAUUUUAUGGAUUACAAAUUACCUUGGGUUUUGUGUUAACAGUUCUGAUCCUUUCCAUUGUAAAGGGCAUAUUUGGUAGCAUAUUAACCUUAAUUUUUUUAAAACAUUUUUUUAUUUAUUUUAAUUGGUAUGCAUCUUAAUACUGUGUAAAACAAAUUUGAGCAAGUUAAUAUUUGUAUACUAAAUUUGAUUUAUUGGGGCCCUCGGACAUUUAGAUAGUUCACUGAGAAUGCAGUUGAUGUGUUCCAAGUUAUUGUACUGGUAUCUCCAACCCCUGCAAUGUGCAGUGUGAGCAUUUGUAUUUGAGGAAAUGUUAUAGUUUUAUGUAAAGAUCAAAAUCUUGAUCACUUACCUGUUUUCACUGUUGAUGUUUUUUGCCUUAUUCUUCGGUUUUUUUGGUGUUACUUUAUUUUCUCAAAUUAUUUAUCUAAAUUUUGAGCUGCUAACAGCAUUUGCUAGGCCCAUAAUAGUUUUAAGUUCAAACUACAUAUAUUAAAAAUAGAGGGCAUUAUUUUCAAAAGCUCUCACCUUUGGCUUAACUCUGCUCCUGUUGAAGUUAAUGAGAGUUAUUUCCCUUUGAUUUUAUGCUUAAGCUCUCAUUAACUUCAAAGGGAGCAAAAUUAAACUCAGGCAGUUUUUUCCAAAAUACUACUCAAUGCGGUGCUGGCAAUUCGGGGUGAGGAUAAUUUUACAAUAAAACUAAAAAUAGUAAUUGGGCAUGGUGGAAAUAUUGCUACUGGCAUUAAAGUUAUACUGAAAAGUGAAACUUUACAUAGAUUACCAUCUCCUUUAAUUGUAAUCAUGGUAUAGUAAAAUGGUGCUGCUGAGGUUAGGCUGAAUUCCAGGGAAAAAAAGGUUUUUUUGACACAGACAACAAUACAAAGCAGUGUGAGUAAUGCUAUGCAAACUGACAUCACAAUAAUGGUUAAACUCUGAGCAAAAUCAAAUAAGGUCUGCACUAUGAAUUUGACUAAUACUGAGUCAGGCACAGUAUAGGUAUUUGUUCAUUCCUGGGUGUUUGUAUGGCCUGUUUCUGAGCCCUGAACAUAUGCUCCUUCAAGGAACAUGUUUUUCCUCUGGUUGAAAUAAGAUAUGUACUAAAAUUAUGGCUCGCUCUCUCUCUUCCCCCUUCCCCCUCCUCCCCCAUUCUCCUCAAACCUCAGGAAGAAUGAAGUCCAUGUCUGCAAGUCAGCUCUUGACUGUUAAGUAUUUUGUUUCUGAUAUAGUCAAGAAGGAGAAUAAAAAUUCCUCUGCCAGCGUACAUAGCAUUAUGCACAGUGCUUUUUUACUUACUGGUCUUCCUUUAGCAUUUUAUUCUUCCAUGUCCACAGCUGCACAACAGUUUCCAAAGACCCAAACCGUCAUCACAGGUCUUGAGAUUUUUAAUCCUUUAAUGCCAGAAUUCAGGGUUUCAUGACACUGAUUAUUUUGCAUCUGGUUUUCAUUGCCAAAGCGUUAAUAAGUUUUGGCCACUUUACAGGAAGUGGGUAUUUUUCUAUUUAAAGUAAAAAACUGAAAUUCUUUUAGAAUCACAGUAUUCCUUUGAUUCUGUUGAAUAAUGUAAAUAAUUAAUCAGUGCCAGAAAUACCAUGACUUGCAAAGUUGUUUACAUUUUGUUCCAAUGUUCUUGGUUAAUAAUGUGUUAUAUUCUCACUUCUUUUUAACCACUGGAUAACAGAAUCAGACAUGGUAUUACAUGCAUAAAAACCCAGAGGUAACUUAUGUUUAAGUAAUUUACUGCUUAUUUUUUACUUUAUAUAAAUGUUGUUUCCUUCUCUGCAGUCAAAAAAAAAAAAAUCAUGUAUACAGUUAAAGUAAAAUAGUGAAGGACAUAGUUUCCUGUACCCGUGUGUGUGCGCGCACAUACAUAUAUAUGUUCCCUUAAUAGGUGUACAUGAGCAGUGAUAAUUACUGUACACUGAUUUACCUUGGGGUAAAACUUAAAAUUAAGCCAAUAUUUUUCCAGUCUAACAGUGGAAUAAAAUAAACAGCCCUGCACUUUUUAGAUGCCUUGUUUGCCAGGAAUGGAGCUUAAUGCUACUCUGUAUCUGGCUGCAGAGCCACCUCAGGAAAUUUCCUUUUGAUCCUUUUUAAUUUAUUUAUAAAGAUGUAUGUUUACAUAAAUAUAGGUCUUAAUUUUGACCACUCAAUUCAGAUAUCUCCUAAAAGGUCUCAUUUACAAAGCAGUCAUUUUAAAACAUUAACUUCACAAAAACUCAUUUUUAGUAUUUUCCUAUGUAUUGCAAGAAACACAUUCUAAUUCUGUUUUAGAUGUGCCCAUGCUAAUUGUACUUUUCCUCUGUUUUAAUGUAUAUGUUUUUUAAGUAAAAAAUGCAAAAUGUUCCAGGUUGCCAAGUUUAUCAUCACAAAACUUGUAGGACAAAAUUCAGAGCCACUAGUGUGUUUUGGGUUUUUGUUUUUUUCCAGCCAAACGUAUUAACUAUUUCUCAUAUGUUUAACAAAACCUCUCCCAGUAUCUUUCAUUUCAAAUGCAUUUAUCUGUGUAAACAGUAGUUUUCUAACAUUUUCCCUUUGCAAAGGCAGAUUCAAAGUGCUAUCAAAUAUAACUGUAAUAAAUAGGUGCAAUUUAACAGAGCCUGUAGCAUAAUAAAGGGUUAUAUAUUGUAUAUAAAUUCUGUAAAUGAAACUUGAUUGGUUCAUAUUGUUUUAAAUUCACAAAUGUAGAAUUUGUAGGGCAUUAACACAACAUAUUGAUUCUAAUUUGCUUUUGUUUCAUAUGAUUAGUAAUUCAGUGUUUUAAAAUUACUCCUCUAGGUCACAUCCACUAUCUAGCAUAGUACGAGUGUGUGAAGGGUGGCUUGUUUAUAUCAACAUUAAUUUAUUUUAUAGAAAAUGAAUUUAAAACUACGGGCACACAGUUUUGAGUCUAUGAAAAAGUAGUGUUAUAAAUGCAAAACAAAUUUGCCUAGUGAUUUUAAUUAAAAAUGAAUUUUAUUUUGUAACUUUUUUAGUAAAAUUGUCAGCUGUAGGAAAAACUUUUAGUUGGAAUUGAUAUUAACCUAAAGACUUUUUCAUAUUGAAUUUAGUACAUAUUGACAGUUAUUUGGAGUUCUUGGAGUAAGGUAUCAGACAUCCAGGGUUUUUCUAAAUAAAGACAUGGCAUUUAUAACCAUAUUUUUCCCUUUUGUUGUUAUGUGAUUCACAUUGUUUUUCUGUGUCUUCCAAUGUUCAGUACAUUUAACUGAACAAAAUUUUUAAUUUUAGUAUUCAUUAUAUUUGGUCACUUGUGAUGCAAUUACAUACAAUACAGUUCCAGCUUUUUAUGACUGCUUUUCUAAAUAAAACAGUAAUGCUUUUACUUUUAUAAUAAAACCCAAAGCAAGUUAAACAUUAUUCCAAAUGGAGAAACAAUGUUUUACGUUUAUAUAAAGUACACAAUUCUCUGACAUCUCUAAUGUAAAAGAUCCAGCCUUUGUAAUUUGUUUGUGAUUAGAAGAAAGUUAUUUUUUGUAAUGUUUCAAAAAGUUGGCAAAAGCAAUAAAAAUCUAUUGAACUGAA